AUGAUAGCUCUAGAUAUAUGCAAGAGAUAUAUUGCCGGUGAAUGGGAAAAUAUCACCACUGAUGAGAUUGUCGUAAAACAACUCAGUGGCGGUUAUAACAAUCAAAUAUAUUACUGUUCACUACCGGAGGGUCGGGAGCCGGUGGACAAUGAGCCGAAACAUUUAUUACUACGGCUCUACGGCAUCGGGACUACAAUCCCGGGCGACGACUAUAAGGUUACCGAUAGUCUCAUAACAUUACUAUUGUCUGAACGGGGUUUGGGUCCCAAACUCUAUGGCGUAUUCCCCGGCGGCCGACUCGAGGAGUUUAUACCCUCUCGGCCAAUGACAAGCCUAGAGCUCAAGGACAGGGAACUAAUGGCCAAAAUUGCCAAAAAGUUGGCCGCAAUCCACACAAUGGAUGUACCCAUAGAUAAACAAACAGAUUCGUUAUUCACCACGAUGGAAAAAUGGGUGCAAACAGUACACACACCCAUCGGUGCGGACGCACCCGCACAACGAUACCCGCGCCCCGAACUGGAGAGGGAAAUGACAACAUAUGACUAUCGCCGGGAACUACAAUGGCUGAGACGAGUGCUACCCGAGUGCGUGUCACCCGUAGUGUUCGCACACAACGAUUUGGGGCCGGGUAAUGUGCUCAUUUGUGACAACCCCCAGGCCUAUGGGGGCGACGGCCUGUUGCUCAUAGACUAUGAGUGGGCCGCCUAUACCUGUCGGGGCUAUGACUUUGCCAAACAUUUCACUGAACACCUGUACGACUAUUCAGAGCCCGAUUACCCGUACUGUAGGGUAGACUUUGACGCCUAUCCGACCGAUGAGGAGAAGCGACACUUUUUCCGCCAUUAUAUCAAACAUUCACCCGAUUUGAGCGCCGGGAAGGAAACGGAGGACCAAUUGAUCCGUGAGGCCGACUAUUACUCUUUGGCUCCGCAUCUGAUUGAGUCCCUUUGGGCACUACGACAGGCGCGUACAUCGCAACAGGCUUUUGGAGAACUCGAAGGCUAGAUUGAUGGCGUAUGAAAAACAUAAAGCAUGGUUAAUUAAAACUUAUGGUAUACUCAAUGAGUGAUUUUAAUUGCCAUUAUGUUUUUGGCGUAAUUUUAAGAAUUUUAUAAAUAAGGAUU
This is a messenger RNA of Medioppia subpectinata, 1124 nucleotides long. The record is from the annotation of a GenBank genome assembly. Lineage: Eukaryota; Metazoa; Arthropoda; Arachnida; Sarcoptiformes; Oppiidae.